Molecule: messenger RNA, 3096 nt
Organism: Topomyia yanbarensis
Lineage: Eukaryota; Metazoa; Arthropoda; Insecta; Diptera; Culicidae
Gene: Drat
Exons: 4
Coding region: 518-1831 (437 amino acids)
Biological process (GO): alcohol metabolic process
Molecular function (GO): alcohol dehydrogenase (NADP+) activity
Source: RefSeq, a predicted model, not a curated record
CGGUUGGGCUGAGUCGCCAUCGCCAGAGAUGGACGGCGAAAAACAAGUAUUGUACAGAAAAUCCCACUGUCUGCACCCGCCAGGGCACAUUUCGUUCAGUGAACGCAACGAGUAAAGUUGUUCGGUAGUAAUACGCUUACGCGCCUGCUACUUUUGUUGGCACAGGCUACUUCGGUUUACUAGUGUACUGCUCCAAAUAGUGGAAAGCGGUCUAUGGGAGGUACAGAAAACGGAGUUUGGUGAAAUUGAAAUGUGUAAAAGUUUUACUAGCAAAAUUAAACAGCUGGAGGAGUGAGUGAAACUGUGAAGCUAAUGUGAGCCAAUAACAGUGCCAAGCUUAUGUGUGGUUAUUCAAGUGACUGAAAGAGGUUUCAGACAGCAAAGCUACUACUAUAUUCAUUCGCUGGUGGACGAAGUAGAUCACUAGAUCUAAACUAUUUGAGACACCGAAUUGAUUGUUAGCUACUCGGAGAAAGUGAUUAAGUGCUUGUUCCGUAACAUUUGACUAGUUACAAAGAUGGCUGUUCAAGUGGAUAGACUGCUGUUAUCAGAAAUUGGACGCUCUAUAUCGUUGGACACAGCAACACGCCUAAGAGAAGCCGCCAUGAGUAAACUAAUUCGCCAGGUAUCGAUCGAAUCGCCCGCCCCAAAGAUCAAAGACUGCGUGUUCAAUAUGGUGGUUCCAGUACCGGACACGCCACCGAACGGGGCCCGUAUUCUUGUGGUGUACGCCGGGGCAUGCUACCGAAAGAAUCAGUCCACAUCGAUCUCGUCGAUCAGCAGUCAGCUGUCUGAUACCGGUGACAUCACCGCAUCGCUGCACAUACUAGCAAAACAAAUGCAGAGCGGCAACUUUUCCAGUAUUAGCGAGGAAGGUCCAGACAGCAAACCGAUUCAGACUCACCAGACUUCGGUGGCUAUUCAGCACAAUCCAGCGGCACAUCAUGGCGUCCGGGACGGUGCUUUGUUCCCCGGUUUCGAAGUGGCCGGCGUCAUCGAAUCGCUCGGCAGUGAAAUUAAAGAAGACUGUGGCUUCAAGGUAGGCCAACGUGUGGUCAUCUAUCCGUACGAAGGUGUCCCGGCCGGUUACUCCGAGCUUAUGGUGGUCCCGGAUCUGAUGUAUCUGAUUCCUAUUCCCGACACGCUGCCUCUGAGUGUGGCAGCCACGCUGCCCACCGGUGCACUGUUGGCCCAGAGCGCUAUCAUUUCCGCGCACAAAAUCGUGGACAGUCUACUUUCGACGCGACCAAACGAGAAGGUAAAGAUACUGAUCGUCGGCACCGGUGGACUGGCGCUGUGGGCUAUCCGAAUUGCGGCACAGCACUUCUAUACGCCGGCUACCAAGGACAAGAUUCAGAUCACUGUGGCCAGUCUGCGAGAUGAAGGGUUCGUGCUGGCGAAGAAGUGCGAAAAAGUUAAUCUCGUCCAGUGGAACGAGGAUCUGUACGAGAAGCAGCUGAUCGAGCGCACACACGAUGCCUGCGAUGGACUGGUGGACAUUGUUAUCGACUUCGGUACUACCUCGCGCAGCUUACACCGAUCGAUGAAGUGUCUGACUAAGGGCGGGACUGCGUUCAUCAGUGACGAAAUCGCCGAAAAACUGCUGGCCAAGUACGCUAAACGGGCGGAGGAUCGAGGUGUGUCUAUCGAGGUUGUUCCGACUGGUACCAUCGAACAACUGCAAGCCCUAGUCAAGCUGGUGGCUGCCAAUGAGAUCGAACCUCCACCGCAUACAGUAUUCCCUUCGGAACAAGCUGCUGAAGUGGUACGCAAAUUGGCCAGCUCAGAAAUACCCGGCCGUGCCAUAUUAAGAUUCCAUGAUAUUGAAUAAGCCAGUCCUACACACCCACACACAAACACUGAAACCCACAAACACAAACACAUAGUCAAACUAACACAAAAGCUACAAAAUUUUCUCCUUCUAAAUACCUUCACACGAUAGAACAUAUACUUACCAUAAGUAAAAAAGUAACUAGUGAACAAUUAAUUAAAAAAGGAAGGAAAUAUUACCUACGUGGAGGGCAGUCGAUAUAAGGCACCCCGAUGCGCUUAAUCAUUCUCAUUUGAUUAUCUCUUGGGGCAAGUCGUGCAAGCAAUGAAGCGUCGAAAGAGGAUUAAACCAGCCGAGGAAGCAAAAUAGAAUGGCAAGAGGUUGCUGCAGCAAAACAAAUCUGAAUUACAUUGAAAACUAUAAAUGUAUAAUUUAGUCUAAGGGCGGAACGAAGCAACAGGUUACGCGCAUUGCAAUUAAUUCCACCUUUUCUUUCGAUUCUACGUUUAGUCUGUAGAUAUGAAUAUGUAUGUCUUUCAUCAUUGCAAAAAAGAGAAAGAUAAGGUUUGUAUCCUUUCAUCCGCUUAGGCAGCAAUUGAUUAGCCUAACAUGAUCGAAUGCGCAAACAGACUCCGGUGAUCAGUUAUCAGGAAAUGUGCAGACGACACACACACGUACACAAAUCAAUUACACGGUAUGGCAGGAUUUUUGAACGAAAAUCAGGACUAGUUUAAGGUACGACAAGAGAAAAAUGCAACGCAACAGGCUUAUGUAUGAAUUUGAUUUCCCUAUCGCAUCUAGACUAAAUAAACAAUGAUUUUUAUGUACAAAUCAACACGAGGGAGGACUAUAAGCUGUAUGCUAAUGAUUAAACAGGAUAGAGGUUUGGACUAUCAGGGAUUUUGAUGAAGUGUGAUUAACUAAACACCCAUCAGGACUAUUGGAAGCUACCUAUAUCUGUUUUCUACCAUCUCAAUGUGCGAGUUAACGCAAGGAUCAGCAGAGAAUACGUUUUGUUAUGAAUAUAAAAUAUACUUCAGUUGUGAUUAGGUUUGCCCGUUACUGCUAGCUCAAUUCCAAAGGAUUUUGACGGCAGACGGGGGAACGUGUUUGGUUUAGUUUUUUAUUUUAUUUUUAACUUAAUAUCAUAAACGAUAAAUGCGAAUGCAAACGAUAACUGAAAUAAAUGAUUAAAUUUAUGCGAUGUGUUUAGAAUUAUCUUAAACUUAAUUGUAGCUUAAACACAAAACAGAACAGAAGAAAAACAAAACAUGUGUAUUAUUGAAUAAAAGAAUAAAAACUGUAUAGGAGUUUAAAAAAAUUAA